AUGCCGGACAGCACGCGGAAUUCCUCUCGCGUUUGCGACUUGGGGCAGAAGUCCCGCUCAGCGAUGCCGCCUGCGGGGGCCGCGGAUAUCGGCGCUGGAAGUUGGCGGCCCGCUCGCCGGCCCGCAGCACUACCUGCUAGCUCUGGGCGUGAUCAUGUGAUUGCACAGGGGGGGGUUCGACGCCGCGAACUCAUUGCCAGCUGGGCGAAACAGGGGGAAAGGAGCGUGUGCGGAUGUAUGCGUGUUGAUGUAUCAAACUUGGGGCUGACGGGUCAGUCGACUUCAGCCGGCUGGUCAGAAGCCCUAUACAACACAACCCAACAUAUCAUUGCGAAUAUCGUCUGGAUAACUCUUCAUUGCAUUGAUAUUGCGGACUAUAAUAUGGUCAACUAA
Messenger RNA from Coccidioides immitis RS, 393 nucleotides. RefSeq lists its product as uncharacterized. Lineage: Eukaryota; Fungi; Ascomycota; Eurotiomycetes; Onygenales; Onygenaceae. The transcript is spliced from 2 exons. Bases 1 to 393 code for a protein of 130 amino acids. The record is from RefSeq and is a predicted model, not a curated record.